GAAUAGGUAGAGACGAAGAAGAAGGCAAGACGAAGACAGAAGAACGACGAGGAGAGUGCAACGACUACGAGUCUCUCUCUCUCUCUCUCUCUCUCUUUCUUUCUCUCUCUCUCUUUCUCUUUAUAGUGCAAUCAAGGGCGUAGAUAACGCAUUAAUAAAACGUCGAAAAUGUUCUCCGGUUUAACGAACCAAGUUUCAAAUUGGAUGGGAAAGAAAGCUGAGGAAGUUCCAGAACUUCCACCGGAGGAGAAGAUUCCACCGGUCGAAGGUGGCGAACUUGUCGAGGGCGAGAAAAAAGACAGUCCCACAAAAGGCAGCAAGUUCGACAUGCUGGUUGGUGUAAAAUCUCAAAUGACUGGCUGGCUCAGUGGUGGUAUUCCAGGAUUGAGUCGUGGUGGACCGAAUGACACUAAUAAUCCAGUACCACCAACGGAAACGAAUGAAAUUCAGAACGUACAGAAUCCCCAGGAGAUCACGACAGAGCAAACGAAGGAUGACGAUGCCAGCAGUGCAACUGGCGGAGCAGAUAGUGGUCCUGGUAGUCUAGGAGGGACACCGACCGAGGACAAGGAAGGACAACAACCUUUCGGUGCUGUUUCGACAAAAGCAUUGGCAGGCGCGAAGAGUCUCGGAGGAUUUUUGUACAGCGCUGUGAACAAGGCCGGCAAGACAGUGGUCGAGGCCAGUGUGAAAAUCAAGAAGACGGUUGAAGAAAACAGAUUGAUUGCCGAACUCAAUAAAGAGCAAGAGGCUUUCAUCGCAAGUAAGCAAGAUGGAAAGGGCGAAGCAGUUGCCCCAUGGGUUGGAGCACCGAACGAGGAUGUGUUGCGCGAGGAAUGUCUGUCUCUAUCUACGGAACGCCGUAACUUCACGAGAGCACCACCACCCGACGUUGAAUUCGCUUGGGAUUUCGAGGCCAUUCAGCCUGUAGCACGAGCCACGCUUGCCCUGGAUCCUAAUCUCGAGAAGAUGAGAUACGAAUUGGUUCCGAAAGUCGUAUCGGAGGACGAAUUUUGGCGCAAUUAUUUCUACCGAGUGUCGUUAUUGCGACAGAGCCACGAGCUUAAUGCGAUGGCCAACCAACAGCAAAGCGAAAACCCCAAUCAAAAUCUCAGCACCACUGAUAGCAUGGAUCAUACUCAAGUUCAAGUGACCACUGGCCAAGAAACGAGCAGCACUGUGACGACGGGCAAUAACAACACGUUGGCCGAUUCACCAGGUCACGAAUUCGUUUCCGAUAGUAUGAGGGUCUCGGACACGGACCUUGAGGAGGUUCGAGAAGGCAUGAAAAAGCUGGGAAUGCAACCAUCGAAAGAACUCUCUUCUCGUUUAUGUUGAGCCUUGCGUAUAUCUCGAGAAAUCUGAUGACGCCUGUCAACUAAACGACCGCUUUCCAUUUCUAUUUUGUCAACAGCCUAAAAAGAAGAGGAGAACUCCCAUAUUGCCAUUAUCCAAAAAGCACACCCCCCCUAUUCUUCAGAGAAUACGACAAGCCUAAACCCUUUUCUUUUAUUAUCAUUUCUCUUUUCCGUUUUCCUUUUCUUUCGUAAAAACGACGAUUUCGGUUUUAAUUUUUCUUUUUUGUUUUUUUUACCUUGAUUUUAAAUUUCCGUGAUAUCACUCAAACGGAACGUCUUUCUUUUUAUUUUUACAUUCAUUACCAUCGCGCAUUACAUUCAUUUCUGGACUAUUCAUUAAACGAGUUGUUAUUAUUAUUAUUAUUAUUAUUAUUAUUAUAUUAUAUAUAUAUUAUUAGAAUUACUUAUUUAUUAUUAAUCUUUUUAUUAUUAUUAUUUUUUUAUUAUUUUUCUUUUUAUUAAUAUUAAAUUAUGCACCGACGAUCCUUUUUUCCCAAACGACUCCGUUCGGUUCAUCCUCUCAUUGCCGACAGUCAUCGCGAUUUCAUGUCGGUCAUCUAAUAUCACUUCUAAACUAAUUGAAAGUUUAGGAAUAUUAUUAUGAUUAUUGUUACACCGUCAUCGCUGAUAAUUGUCAUAUUAUUGUCAUAAAUAACCUAGUCAGUAAUAAGAAUUAAUAAUGUUCGAGGUAAUGUAAGAAAAAGAAAGAAACAAACAAACAAACAAAAGAAAUAAAAAAAGCUAACAAACUAUGUAUUAAAGAGCAAGAGAGUGUGGUAUUUAGGAGGUAAUAGAAAGUGUUGUAAUCAAUAUGAGAGGAAUGGUGUGAGAGAAAGGGAGAGAAAGACCUUAGAGACAUUCCCAUAUGGUCGAAGAGAGAAAGAGAGAGCGAGAGAGAGUGAAAGAGAGAGAGAGAGAAACAGAGUGAGAGAGUGGGAGAGAACGUAAUAUACUAUAAUCGAAUAAUUAAAUAAAUGGAAAAAAAUAAAGCAAGCAAACAAACAAAAAACAAGAAAGCCGCCAAGAUAUUCGACUAAAUGUCUUGUAUGUCUGUCCGUUUGUCUGUCGUCUGUCUGUCAAAAAAAAUCUAAUUAAUCUUGUCUCUUCUCGAUUCUCUCCGUGUUGUAAAACGUCAUUUAAAAAGAAGAAAAAAGAAAAAAAAGAAAAAAAAAGGGGGAAAAAAAGAAAAAAAAAACAAAAAAAGGAAAGAAA
Messenger RNA from Vespula pensylvanica (western yellowjacket), 2570 nucleotides. It is a transcript of the gene Sap47, whose product is annotated as synapse-associated protein 1. The transcript has 9 exons. Bases 169 to 1338 code for a protein of 389 amino acids. Gene Ontology annotation, cellular component: cytoplasm; synapse. NCBI's taxonomy places the organism in Eukaryota, Metazoa, Arthropoda, Insecta, Hymenoptera, Vespidae. The record is from RefSeq and is a predicted model, not a curated record.